Messenger RNA from Hydractinia symbiolongicarpus, 1401 nucleotides. RefSeq lists its product as uncharacterized. NCBI's taxonomy places the organism in Eukaryota, Metazoa, Cnidaria, Hydrozoa, Anthoathecata, Hydractiniidae. The transcript is spliced from 4 exons. The coding region runs from base 1 to 1401 and encodes 466 amino acids. The record is from RefSeq and is a predicted model, not a curated record.
AUGGGUAAAGGUUUUUGGAAAUCGGUAAAACCUUUGUUUAAUGAAAAAGCCAAAUAUGGUAAAGAGAGAAUUAUUCUUGUUGACAAAUAUAUUCAAUAUAAUAAUGAUAGUGAUAUUGCAAACAUAUUUAAUGAAUAUUUUAAUAAAAUUACUGACAACCUUAACAUGCCACACAUUCCUCAAGCUCUUUCAUCCAAGUGUGAUGCUGUUCUUGCUGCAGUUGAGAAUCUUUUUUCUUUGGCAGAGAUAAUCCCUUUAUAUAAAAAGGGUAGCUCCACAGACAAGGUAAAUUAUAGACCUGUCAGUUUGUUACCAACUGUUUCCAAAGUUUUUGAGAGCAUUUUAGCCAAACAACUGUUACCAUUCUUCAACACCUUUUUGUCUAAAUAUCUUUGUGGAUUUCGAAAGAGUUACAGCUGUCAGUAUGCUAUUUUAAACAUGCUUCAAAAGUGGCAAGAAUGUCUCUCAAAAUCUGGAAAAGUCGGUGCAGUUUUGAUGGAUUUAUCCAAAGCGUUUGAUUGUCUCCCUUCUGGUCUUUUAAUUGCAAAACUCGAGGCAUAUGGCGUUGGAUAUAAUACAUUAAAGCUUGUACUGAGCUAUCUAUCAAACAGGAAACAUCGAGUGAGGUUAGGUUCCUCGGGUGAUACCUGCAACUUUGCCGACGACAACACCAUUUUUAGUUGUAAGAGUAGCAUUACUGCUGUUCUAGAAAGUUUGCACUCUGACAUAGUCAAAGUGGUAAACUGGUUCAACUCAAAUGGUAUGGUUGCAAAUCCAAGCAAGUUUCAGAUGAUAAUUCUGGGAGCUGAUGUUGGCAAUAUCAGCAUUCAGAUUGGCUCAUCUUCUAUUGCUCCUUCAAAACAAGUUAAGUUACUAGGUAUUACUCUGGAUGAAAAACUUUCAUUUUACCCUCACGUAAAAGGGAUGUGCAAAAGUGCUUCCUCAAAGACAAAAGCACUCCUGAGGAUACGAAAUUUUCUCAAACAAGAUCAAGCAACCCAUGAAAGAGCGUUGUGUGCAAAAACUGGUCUGAUGCAGAAAACCUAUACAGAAAUACUGGAAAUAUCUAGUAUGAUGCCUAUCCAUGAUAGAAAUCUGAAAAGCCUUGUAACUGAAGUUUAUAAGUGUCUUCAUGGAUUGAACCCUGAACUAAUGUGGGAUAUUUUUCGAAAGAAGGAGACUACUUACAGUCUUAGGCGUGGUACUGUACUGGUCAUUCCACCUUCUAAAAGCAGUAUCGGGCAGAAUUCUUUUCAAUUUCGCGCUAGCCUAGCCUGGAAUUACCUACCUGCGUGUGUCAAAAAUGUGACAGAUCUAAAAGAAUUCAAAUCUGUCAUCAGGCACGUUGAAAUAUACUGCCAAUGUAAACUCUGUGCUGCUCAUUCGGGGAUCAAUCGAUGA